Stegastes partitus (bicolor damselfish) is the source of this 2679-nucleotide messenger RNA. It is a transcript of the gene grm2b, whose product is annotated as glutamate receptor, metabotropic 2b. Gene Ontology annotation, cellular component: membrane. Gene Ontology annotation, biological process: G protein-coupled receptor signaling pathway. The transcript is spliced from 5 exons. Gene Ontology annotation, molecular function: G protein-coupled receptor activity. The record is from RefSeq and is a predicted model, not a curated record. Bases 1 to 2679 code for a protein of 892 amino acids. Lineage: Eukaryota; Metazoa; Chordata; Actinopteri; Pomacentridae.
AUGCUGAGUGCGGUGCUCUGCCCCAAGUCGCAGGCCAAUUCUGCCCAUUAUUGGCCUCUUCACAUGUUCCUGCUGGAGCUGCUGAUACCGGGAGUCCUGCCCAGCAUCUCCAGAUUACCGCCCGCAGCCAAACGCGAGAUCAUCAUGGACGGGGACUUGGUGAUUGGGGGCCUGUUCCCGGUGCACGAAAAAGGUGACGGGAUGGAGGACUGUGGGAAGAUCAACGAGGAGAGGGGCAUCCAGAGACUGGAAGCCAUGCUGCUGGCGCUUGAUGAGAUUAACUCCAGCGAUCGCAUCCUUCCCGGGCUCCAGCUGGGGGCCCACAUCCUGGACACCUGCUCGAAGGACACCUACGCUCUGGAGCAGUCCCUGGACUUUGUCAGGGCCUCUCUCACCAAGGUGCAAGAUCCGGGUUUCAUCUGCCCCGACGGCUCCAGACCCAUCCAGAAUGAGGUUCCGCUGGCCAUCUCUGGAGUCAUUGGAGGAUCCUACAGCGAUGUGUCUAUUCAGGUGGCCAACCUUCUGCGAUUGUUCCAGAUCCCUCAGAUCAGCUAUGCCUCCACUAGUGCAAAGCUCAGCGAUAAGACCCGUUACGACUACUUCGCCCGCACCGUGCCCCCUGACUUCUAUCAAGCCAAGGCCAUGGCUGAGAUCCUGCGUUACUUUAACUGGACCUACGUGUCGACGGUGGCGUCAGAGGGGGACUAUGGCGAGACCGGCAUCGACGCCUUCCAGCAGGAGGCCCGGACUCGCCAAAUCUGCAUCGCCACUUCAGCCAAAGUGAGCCGCUCCAUGAACCGCCAGGGCUACGAGAACGUGAUCCGCUCCCUGCAGCAGAAGUCCAACGCCAAGGUGGUGAUCCUGUUCACCCGCAGCGAGGACGCCCGCGAGCUGCUGGUGGCUGCCGCUCGGAUGAACGUCUCCCUCACCUGGGUGGCAAGUGACGGAUGGGGAGCGCAGGAGAGCGUGGUGCGGGGCAGCGAGGCCGCAGCAGACGGAGCUUUCACCAUCGAACUGGCCUCCUACCCGGUCAGAGAGUUUGAAGACUACUUCACCAAACUGAACCCGUACACCAACACAAGGAACCCGUGGUUCAAGGAGUUCUGGGAGCACCGGUUCGACUGCAGCCUCCAGGAGCACGGCUGCAGCGAGCACAGCUUGAGAGAUGGAACUUUCGAGCAGGAGUCCAAGAUCAUGUUUGUGGUGAACGCGGUCUACGCCAUGGCCUACGCUCUGCACAACAUGAGGCAAGCAGUGUGCUCCAACACAUCCAAGGUCUGCGACGCCAUGAAACCAGGUAACGGCAAACGGUUCUACAAGGAGUUCAUCCUGAAGACCAAGUUUGAAGCUCCAUUCAAACCCGCCGACACGGAGAACAUGGUGCGCUUUGACUCCGUCGGCGACGGCAUCAGCCGCUACAACAUCUUUCAUUAUCACAAGGAAGACGGGAAGUUCAUCUACAGGAAGGUGGGUUACUGGGACCAAAACCUGACCCUGAACACCACCAUGGUGCCCUGGCGUGGCCUCAUGCCGCCGACCUCCCAGUGCAGCGACCCCUGCAAGAAGAACGAGGUGAAGAGCAUGCAGCCUGGAGACGUGUGCUGCUGGAUCUGUAUCCCCUGUCAGCCCUACCAGUACCUGCAGGAUGAGUUCACCUGUGCCGACUGCAGCUUCGGUCAGUGGCCUCUGGCUAACUUGACUGGCUGCUAUGAUCUGCCUGAAGAGUACAUACGGUGGGAAGACGCCUGGGCUAUCGGGCCGGUCACCAUCUCCUGCCUCGGCAUACUGUGCACCCUGUCAGUGGUGGGCCUGUUCCUCAAGAACAAUGAGACGCCUGUGGUCAAAGCAAGUGGCCGCGAGCUCUCCUACAUCCUCUUGCUGGGCGUGCUCAUGUGCUACAGCAUGACCUUCAUCUACAUCGCCAAACCGUCCACUGCUGUCUGCACCCUGCGCAGACUCGGCCUGGGCACCUCGUUUGCGGUGUGCUACUCUGCCCUGCUCACCAAGACCAACCGCAUCGCUCGUAUCUUCAGCGGGGUGAAGGACGGAGCUCAGCGGCCGCGCUUCAUCAGUCCGGCCUCCCAAGUAGCGAUCUGCGGCGCUCUCAUCUCCUGCCAGCUACUGGUGGCUGUUAUCUGGCUGCUGGUGGAGGUGCCGGGGGUUCGGAAGGAGGUGGGCCCAGAGAGGAGAGACGUGGUGACCCUCAAGUGCAACAGCAAGGACUCCAGCAUGCUCAUGUCGCUCACCUACAACUGCAUCCUCAUCAUCCUCUGCACCGUCUACGCUUUCAAGACAAGAAAGUGCCCCGAAAACUUCAAUGAGGCCAAGUUCAUUGGGUUCACCAUGUACACCACCUGCAUCAUCUGGCUCGCCUUCCAGCCUAUCUUCUACGUCACUGCCAGCGACUACAGGGUGCAGACCACCACCAUGUGCAUCUCCGUCAGUCUGAGCGGUUCGGUGGUUCUCGGCUGCCUCUUCGCCCCCAAGAUCCACAUCAUCCUGUUUCAGCCCCAGAAAAAUGUGACCACGCUCAGAGUCACGGCCAACCGCUUCAGUGCCACGGUGUCUACGUCUGCGUCCGCUCCCAGCUCCAGCUACUCAAAAGGAUCAGCCUCCAACUACGUGCCGGCGGUUUGCAACGGCCGCGAGGUGGUGGACUCCACGACGUCGUCUUUGUGA